AUGAGUCUCUUAGCCCUCUUCGGGCUAAAUAUUGACGAAGAUAAGUUUGCUUUGGCCUACGCAGACGAUAUGAUAGUGGGUCUAGCAGGUAAGCAACUUCUCGAACUGCAGGAGAAGUUGGAACAACUUGUAAACAACAUAAAUAACGUCUACAAAAUAUGGAACCUAAGGAUAAAUCCAGACAAGUGCGAAACAAUUGUUUUCAGAAGGGAGUCCAACCACUUAAGUAAAAAUGCGCUGACUCAAAUAAAAAAUUUCCAAAUAUCUACUCCAUCACCGAAUACAAAUGAACCGAUUAACAUCCCCCACAAAACAAUCGUCAAAUACCUGGGCGUACACAUCGAGCAGCUGCUUAGACUGAGACACCAUCCAGAUAUUCAACUGGCCAAGGCUAAAGCCGCUUUCAAAGCCAACAACCGAAUUUUCUAUAAUAAAAAUAUAUGUAGAAAAACUAAAAUAAUCUGCUACCUUCUACUCGUCAGGCCAAUCCUGACUUACGCCGCACCAAUUUGGUGGAACACUAGUGCAGCCGUCUUUGAAAACUAUAGAGUUUUCGAAAGGAAAUGCUUGAGAGCGUGCAUUGGAGCCUACAGAUCAGCGGAAUCCAAUUUCAAGAAAUUUAUUAUGGUAGACUCGCAACUAAAAACGCCUCAACACCGCCAAGCGGCAACAACUGGGACCACUCAACGUACUGUAGAUCUCACACGGAUAUACACAGAAAAAUCGCUGAAGAUACCACCACAGCUGUGGCAUCCAAAUAAUCUAAUUAAUCCAAUUAAAGUUUAUUAA
Molecule: messenger RNA, 789 nt
Organism: Cotesia congregata
Lineage: Eukaryota; Metazoa; Arthropoda; Insecta; Hymenoptera; Braconidae
Source: the annotation of a GenBank genome assembly